AAAAUACGUUUGAAUGUCGUCGGUCGAACUACGUUAAUUUGUGCUCCAGAAAAGUUACUAAUUCUUUAUAUGUUAAACGUUGUGUUCAGUGAUAAAAGUUUGAUAUUAUUAUUCUGUGGUUCAUCAGGAACAAAUUUUGUGUAUCGGUAAACAUAUCCAACAUGCCGCGCAUAUAUAAAGCAGAUCCAAGGGGCAAAAGGUAUAAUAAAUAUGAUGUAAGUCUUAUAUCCGAAGCAGUAGAAGCAUAUAGAUCUGGCAAUAAAUCUCUAAAAUUCAUAGCUGACAAAUUUAAAAUAGACAAAUCAGUAUUAUAUAGGCACGCUACUCGAACUAUGAAAAGGCACGGGGGUCAGACUGUCCUGUCGGAGGAGACUGAGGAAACGAUAAUAAAAUAUAUAAAUAUAUGUGCCGACUGGGGUUAUCCAUUGGACUCUUUAGACUUGCGAUUCCUUGUUAAGUAUUAUCUUGAUAAAGUAGGAAGGACAGUCUUAAAAUUUAAAAAUAAUUUGCCUGGUCCAGACUUUGUAAGAAGCUUCCUUAGGAGGCAUAAAGACCAAAUAUCGCAACGAAACUGUCAAAAUAUUAAAAAUAAUAGGGCAGCAGUCUCGCCAAUGUCGUUAAAAAAAUAUUUUGAAGAAUUAAAACUGUCUUUAGAAAAUGUUGAGCCUCAGAAUAUAAUAAACUAUGACGAAACGAAUUUAACCGAUGACCCUGGCCGGAAAAAAAUUAUAACAAAACGUGGUACUAAGUACCCAGAAAGGGUAGUCAACCAUUCUAAGUCCUCCAUAUCGAUAAUGAUGUCAGCUACCGCUGAAGGGGAUUUGUUGCCACCCUAUGUGGUGUACAAGGCCCAAAAUUUAUACGAUACGUGGUGUGAGAAUGGGCCAGCGGGAACUAGAUAUAAUCGGUCUCAAAGUGGAUGGUUCGACGGCAAUAUAUUCGAAGAUUGGGUAAAAUCCAUUGUUUUGCCUUAUUUUAGAAACAAAGAAGGGAAAAAAGUUCUUAUUGGGGACAAUUUGUCAUCACACUUGUCUUUAGACGUAAUAAAAUUAUGUCAUGAGCAAGAUAUAUCAUUCAUCUUUUUACCAGCCAAUAGCACACAUUUAACCCAGCCAUUGGAUGUAGCAUUCUUUCGUCCAAUGAAGAUGGCCUGGCGUAACAUUCUGGUUAAAUGGAAAAAAACAGAUGGCAAGUCCCAAACAUCUCUGCCCAAAGGAUGUUUCCCAAAGCUAUUAAAAAAACUCAUGGAAGACCUCUCUGAAAAUGCCAAACAAAAUAUAAUAUCUGGUUUUAGGAAGACCGGAAUCAAACCUAUUGAUCCAAAUCAGGUUUUGAGUAGACUGCCGGAAGAACUAGAUGUAAAAGAAAGUGGAGAAAAUGAAGUUGAAAAAUCAGUAUUAGACAUUCUCAAAGAGAUGCGGUAUGGAACAACUAAUAUAAACGAACCAAAAAGAAAAAGAAAAUUAGAAGUUAUACCAGGAAGGAGUGUUGGUUCUUCUGAAGAUUAUGGAAAAACUGAGGAAGAAUCAGAAAAUGUAAAGGAAAAAGCCAAGAGAAUCGGCAAAAGGACGAAAAAGAUAAAUAAUGAAGAAAGGAUUUAUGACGAAGAAACGGCGUAUUAUGAUGAAAUGGAUAAAAAAGUUUAUAAAGGCAAGGGUAAAGGAAAAAAAACAAAACGAAAUAAAGGCAAAGAAAAUGAAGAAAAAAAGGAAAUUGUGUAUCAGAAAAAAACAGAUGAUGCUAACUCUUUAAAUAAUAUACAAUAUACUGAAAUUGAUUGUUUAUCUAAUGAAGAUAUAGAGGCUAUGUCCAUUACUAUUGGAGAUUACGUUUUGUAUGAAGGAAAUGAAAUAGUGAUAGCCGAGAAUUUUACAAGUACGAGUACAGAAGGUAAAGAGAAUUUGACACCGAGAAUAAAGAAAAUUAGUACAAAUAAUAAAGUAAACAUUCUUGCUGACGAAAUUAUUUCUCCAAGUACUUCGGACAGAAAGAUAUCAGUUCAUUUAAAUGAAUGGAGACAAAUUUCUCCACAUUCUUUUGUUAAAACUGCUAAUCAACCUAGCACAAGCGGUUCGAAAAGUACUAUGGUGCCUGCACCACGAUCAUCGUACUACACUAAAGAUGCUGAUAUUCUCAAAGAUUUGAUGGACGAUGAUAUUAUAUAGCUACAAAAUAAAUUAUAAGAAUCUCAUUCGAAGAAGUGAUUUAAAAUUAAUAAGACUGAUAAAAUAAUAAAUAAGGGAUAACUAUUAUCAUACUCUAUGAUUCCUAGUAAUUCUAAGGACUGUGAUUUAAACUUCUAAGUGCAAUUUAUAAUAAAUAGGUACUCAAAA
Bombyx mori (domestic silkworm) is the source of this 2333-nucleotide messenger RNA. RefSeq lists its product as uncharacterized. The record is from RefSeq and is a predicted model, not a curated record. The transcript is spliced from 2 exons. NCBI's taxonomy places the organism in Eukaryota, Metazoa, Arthropoda, Insecta, Lepidoptera, Bombycidae. Gene Ontology annotation, cellular component: nucleus. The coding region runs from base 162 to 2165 and encodes 667 amino acids. Gene Ontology annotation, molecular function: DNA binding.